UUCUAAACAACUAAUCUUAUUUAUAUUUGUGGAGACAUGUCUAAUUUUUUCUUUCUAAUUGUGUAGAAUGAAGUUGAUGUUAUCGAGUGGAGAGUGAAAAAACUUAAUUGAAAGGAAGAAGUUUUCAAUUAAUCAUAUUAUUUAUGGAUAAUUUGUGAUUUGCUUUAAUUUUUUUGAGUUUUCUAGAUUGGUGUUGAACAAUUUGUAUAGUUAAUUUGUGAUUUGCUUGAAUUUUGUGGAAUGGUGUUUUAUAUAUGGAUAUUUUGUAUCGAGAGAUUGAUAUUUGACUUUAAUAUUGAUAAAAACUUGUUAUUGUCAAUUUUUUACGGCAAAAACCCGUGGGUACCCAUGAACCCGCGAAUACCCAACGAGUUGGGUUGGGUUUGAGUUUUUCAAACCCAAUAGAUUUUACCCUGAGUUUUUUUCACAGAUAAACCCAUGAAUUUGGGUUUGGCAAAACCCCACCCAACCCAUUGCCAUCCCUACCUGUGUUCAUUCUUUUGACUAAACCCAGAAAACAAUCAUGCUCUCACUCUGUUCUUCGACGAAAUCAUCGCCUGCUUCCUCCUCUCCUUAAGCUAGUGUCUUUGAGGGCUCCUCUCCAUCCAUAAUAUCCAUUAGCAUUCAGCACCACAAGCAGUCCUCCAAUUCAAAGCAAAACCCAAAUCACUUACCUCAUUCAUAACAAAGUUCCCAAACCCAGAAAUCGCUCACCAAUCAUCUUAUAGAUCCCAAACCCCUCUCUCAUCGUUUAACCCAAAUUCCCAAACCUAUAUUCUCCUUCCCCAAAUCGUAGAAUCCAAAAUGUUGAAUCAAGAAACCCGAAAUCAAACCAUUCUUCCCAUAAACCCAAAAUUCUGAUUUGGGGAAGAUUACCAAAUUUGGGGAAGAGAACCAGAUUUGGAGAAGAAUCGCCAGAGGAAUGGAGCCGGGAAAGAUGAGAAACAGAGGAGGCUAGGCGGUGGCGGUCUGUGUUUCUGGGUUUCGAACCCCGAAUUGAUGAUCAAAAGGAGAGGGUGCGACGGAGAAGGAAUGAUAGACGAGGAGCAGAGGGCGACAGAGAAGGAUAGAUCGACCAGAAACAAGGUCGGCCGCCAUAACCCAUCGCCGGAACAGAAAGAUAGGCUUUCCUCCUUCGUUUUCUUCAUCGCCGGAACCCAGAACCCAGAAUAAGCUUCGUCUUCCUGUUCGUCGCUGGCUUUUAUGGGGAAGAUGAUUGGGGGUUUUCAAAUCUAUAAUCGACAUCGGAUUCACACCGUAAACCCAGAUCUCCGGCGACGCAGCGGAGUAGGAGAGGAGGGCGAUGCGACCAGGUGACCGGACCGGAAGGAAGAAUUCUACGACGAAAACGGGCUGGGAUGGAGGUGGAAGAAGAAAGAAGAAGGAAGGAACAAGGAAGAAGAAGGAAUGUCAUAGGCGAGGGGCAAGGUUAGUCAUGGAAGGCGUCAGCCUAAACAAAAUGUCGACCCAAGGCCCAAAGGACUGUGGUUGAUAACACCAACCGUUUCGCCUUCUGGACUGCUAGUACCUUCCUUCCUUCCUUGUCGCCAAUCCAAUCCUCCCCUCCGGGCUCCGUGUGCAGCAGUGCAGGCAUCUCCCAUUCCCAAAUCCACGCAUCCUUCUGCAUCUUCCCCCGCCUCCCAUCUUGUUUCAAUCAACUGCCGUGACCAUGACCGAGAAUGGCUGUUCAGAUUGGGAUGUGCCGCUAAGCUCGCUCUUUCCCCCUUCCGCCUCCAGAAAAAGGGGAAACCCUCCUCCUCCUCCCCCGCAUCUGUUCAGCAAACUGGUAGACGAUCUCGUCAUCGAAAUUCUGAUUCGCCUCCCCAACCCUAGAUCCUCCUGCCGCUGCAAAGCCGUCUGCAAGAGGUGGAGAUCCCUCGUCGCCGACCCCAGCUUCAAUCACCGUUUUAUUUCUCAUCACCAGACCAGGUACCAACCAGCAUCUCUGUUCAUUCCCGCACACGACCCCAACUCCGUCCUCAGCUUUCUCCCCGUGCCUGAUGAAGCUCGACCGGGAUUGAGAGUCUUCGAUUGCUUCAAGGACUUGCUUUUGUGCGGUUUUGUUAAAUUUACUUGCGAAUUGGGCAGAUCCUACUUUGUCUGCAAUCCGUUUACCAAGCAAUGGGUCGCUCUUCCUUUGGCCCCUGAAAAACCAGUGCCUUCUGCUGGAUCGGGGGUAGGGUUAGUUUGUCAACCCCGUACUGGUAGUAGUAGUAGUAGUAGUAAUUAUAACCUUGUGCAGCAGCUAGGAGAUGAACCAGAACCAGAACCACCCUUUCUUUAUUCUGAGUAUCGUUUCCGCGUGGUGUGUCUUUUCCAGAAUGAGGGUAAUCAAAUACUACAGCUGUUUUGUUCCGAGUCUGGGAAAUGGACACAGGUGUUGAUUGAGAACUACGUGAAAUCGCCUAUGUCCAAUGCACUCACGUGGAACGGGAAGUUGGUUUGGGAACAGAUUGACCUCUCUAACUACAUGAAGCUUAGUCUUGCUGCAUAUGAUCCUUUCCGCCCUUAUAUACCCCCCGAAUCGGUGCAUGUACCUUAUGCAUUGUGGACUGGUUUACCCUUGGCAAAGAAAAAUUUUUCUGUCUCACAGGGUGCCUUUCACAUAAUUGUAUUCCAAGUUGAAUGUUCAAGGAAAUCCCUGAGUGUUUGGAGACUCGAAGAAGACGGUGUGCAUUGGACCCAACAAUAUGAAAUGGUGUUGAAGACGACGACAUCAUCAUCAUUAUGGGGUGAUUAUAAACUUGAGCAUUGCUAUGUGCUUGAUCUGCAUCCGGAGAAGCCGGAAAUUGUCUUCUUUCGAUACAACGAAUCUUCUGCAGCAUGCAUCUUCUCCUGCAAUGUGAGGACGGGGAUGGGAGAGCCGGAGUUCAUUGCUGCAGGAUAUCUUCAUAUAUUUGACCCCUGUUGGAGAGCGCUGCAGCCAAGAGUCUCUUGCUGGCCUACUCCAAUUCCGAGGUACGAGCAGUUGCGAGGUAUGUACGAUGGAAGCUACGAUUGUUGGGUUCAGAACUGCAGUACGACAACACUUCCCUCAAUGAUUGCACACAAUCAUAGGAGGAAGGGCAAGAGAUCAGCAGCAGAAGUACACUACAAGCCCUGCGGCCCAAGGAUGCAGAAGUUGGAUGUUAUUUAGAAUGUGGAAUCUAUGUCCCUCUGCUAAGGAAAGGAAAUGGCUACUUCUGUGUACUGUUGUGUAUUAUCUAUUUAAGUUGGCAGCCAUUGGUUUUGGCCCGGCACUGUAAGUGCAGUUUCAUUCUACUAUGCUACUUCUCUUUUAAGAUGCUUUUGGCGGAUGUGAUUUUCCGGCGACCUUUCAGACUCCAUCCCAACUCUUGAUUCCUUUCGAUCCCACCCGUAACCAUUUUUAUUCUUCCCAACUCCAAACUUACCUUUUUGUCGGCAAGCAGAGUUAAUUGUUCAUUCGACCAUAUAUCUUCCUACUGACACCGUUUAUAUGGGUAUUUUUGUGCGAGGGAAGAAAUCGGCGGCGCCAACUCCAUCGCCUCAAAAAUUUCCCUAUGGAUACUGGAUUCUCGUGUGAAAACAUACCUCCCGGCGGGAUCAAUCGGUAAAGAGGCUUCACGCCGGCGAGGAACGCCGAACGACGAACGACGGCAACGGAGGCGCCGCAAAGAAAGACGACAAUCCAUGGAUGGAAUGGAAGAGUAGAACGUGAAUGACACAGUUGACUAUGAACGAGCAAGUGUCGAUUACCCAGAAAUUCAUUGUCAGUGAUCGGAAUCGACUCUGGAAUUAACUGCUCUCUUCACAAGCAGAGAUAGGGAUUUAGUUCCAUAAACCGUUUUAAUAUAAAAUAAUUAAUAACGUGUUAAUCUUUGAUUGGGGCAGUGCACCACGUAGGCUAUGAUUUGGCGCUGACUAAGCACUCAGUCAGCAUAAAAUUCCCCCAAGUGACUAUUUUACCCCAAAUUAAUUGAACACACGACUAUUAAAAAACAAAUAUUUAGUCACCUUCCAUGAACAAUCCCACUUAAGGGUCGUUUAGACAAGGGAAUGGGGUAGGAUUGUGAUGCACAAUCCCUCACCAUCCAGGAAUUUAAAAGAAUAACUCGUUUGGAAAGGCUAAUGCCCUGUUCACUUCCCAUUUCAUUUUCUGUUUUUUGGUUAAAAAAUGAAAAUCAGGAAACAAAUGGACAUAAAACGUGUUCACUUGAUCAUUCCAUUUUCCUUGGAAAAACCCAAUUAUUACAAUUGGGAAAACGAUUAAUACUCGUUUUCUGAAUAGAAUGGGACGGGUUAUCCCCCCGUUUUCCAGCGGAAAACAUACUAAUCCCUCAAAUCGACCUGGGUUCGAUUCACCACAGACGCAUUUUUUUUUACCCUUUUUUGCCCUCCUAAGCGCUGCCGUUUCCCUCCAGCAACCCUAGAAGAGAAAUGUCGUCUUCCUCUCCUCCCUCCACGUUCGACUCGCCGCCAUCGUCUUCCUCUCCUCCCACUUCGUUCGCCACACCUCGUCUCCUCCCUCGAGGCAGAAUCCUCCUCCCUCCGCGCCCAGCUCGCCGACCGCGACAACCUCAUCGCCGACAUCGAGUCUCAAAUUGAAUCCCUCGACGCCUCCCUCUCCGCCGCCUCCGACAAACUCUCCCUCGCCGACCAAGAGAAGGUCAUAUAUUUCCUCCCCCAGCUUGAAUUGUUGCUCAUGGUGACUCGCCGGCUGAAUUUUUUUUUUUUUAAAUUUGGGGGUUGAACCGGAUAAAUUGUUGAGGGAGAAUGCUUUGCUGUCCAGUAAUGUCAGGAAGCUCCAGCGCGAUGUCGCCAAGGUUCGAAUUUCUUCUUGAAUUGACCGGAAUUUCACAACUCUCUUUUGUUAGGGUUUCGUAAGUGAGGAAUUCUGAUUGCUUGUUUUGGGAUUAGUUAAGUUUCUCAUAUUCUGCUGUUCGAAAAAUGGUAUUGCUUGCAGUUGGAGGUUUUCAGGAAGACGCUAAUGCAGUCUCUUCAAGAGGAUGAAGACAGCUCUGUGAAAAGCACUGUGAGUAGUUUGGUUUCAUUUCAUGAAUCGAAAUCAGUGCUUAAUCUCCAUCGAUCUGCACUCUCUAAGAAAUGUAGUCUUGUAAGCUCCAGCAAUUAAUGGUAUUAGGAUCUUCAGGGUUCUACUUGGUUCAUGAUAUAAUCAUGGUAGAGCUUAACUUGAAAUGAAUACCUUGUUUUCCUGAAUCGUAGUGGCAGUGGUGUACAGUUCAGCAGGUUAUAUAGAGCUCUGAUUCUUUGCAAGGCCCAUUGAUUUUUGUCUUUCUGUUCUUGUAGGGAUGAGUCAGAAGUAAUCAAGGAAAUUGUUGAAAGACUUUGGUUCAAGUUGAAUCAUGCGAUCCCAAUCGUGAGCAAUGCCUUGGUCGGUAUGGAUGCCCGGGAGUCGUGUGAUCAUAACAAGUCGAGAUGGACACUUGUUGACAGCACAUGGAGUUGAUGAAACAUAUGAAGCAAAGACAUUGAAUGGCGAUGAAGCUCUUAUGCUAUUUAGUUGGCAUGCCUUCAAACAAGACUGCCCAUUUACAGGUUAUUCUGAGGCUGAACAAGAUUCCAAACAGUGCAAUUGAGAGGCUGAACAAGAGGAGAAUGCCAAUGGAGUGCAAGGAGGACAAGAACGAGAAGCAUAUAAUCAUAGUUCAAGCCAAACUCUAGCGAUGGAUGCACGACGAGAUGGAAUAGCAAACAAGUUGUGGGAUGACUUUCAAGCUGGACUUAUUUGAAUUUUUAUGUUGUACUAGUACUUAAUUAAUAUAAGAUGUUGUA
Linum trigynum is the source of this 5754-nucleotide messenger RNA. Lineage: Eukaryota; Viridiplantae; Streptophyta; Magnoliopsida; Malpighiales; Linaceae. The record is from the annotation of a GenBank genome assembly.